Messenger RNA from Colletotrichum phormii, 882 nucleotides. RefSeq lists its product as uncharacterized. The record is from RefSeq and is a predicted model, not a curated record. Bases 1 to 882 code for a protein of 293 amino acids. The transcript has 3 exons. NCBI's taxonomy places the organism in Eukaryota, Fungi, Ascomycota, Sordariomycetes, Glomerellales, Glomerellaceae.
AUGGCCGAAGAACCAAACUUCGCAAGCCCAACUCCCACUGAGAGCUUGCCAGCCCACCGCCUCCCCACAGACAAAGACACAAACUCCCCCUUCUGGACCGCGAAGCUUCCCCCUCUCGAAGAACACACAAAGAAGCUCUUUAUAGAAUACGCCAAGAUCCCAGAGGAUAAACUCCAGGAGCAUCUCGAAGAAGCCCGCAAAAAAGCAUGGAACGACUGUCCCUACCCAUGCAUAGGCCUCUGGCUCUUCCUCAAGCUCCAACUCAGAAACAACAAGGAAUUCGACGAGGCCGUACAGCGUACACAACAAGGCGAGAAGUUGCUCGACUUUGGAUGUGCCAUUGGCCAGGAUCUACGUAGUCUGGCCCACGCAGGUUCACCCCCAACCUCCCUCCACGGAACAGACCUAGUCCCCUCCUUCUUCUCCGCCGGCCACUCCCUCUUCAACGACCCUUCCACCCCAAUAACAUUCCUCCAAGCAAACGCCCUCUCCUCCCCUCCACCCCUGCCCGAAUGGCACGGCCAAUUCUCCAUCAUCACCGCAAACUACGUCCAGCACUGCUUCGGCAUAGAAGACCAAGAGAAAUUUGCCACUCUACUCCUGACCCUGCUAUCAGGCAAACCAAACGAUCUAAUCUUUGGCCGCACGGCGGGGACGACAGAGGGCGAGGCGAGGAGAGAGGAGAUGCAUAAAGGCCAGAGGCUGUAUCGGCACACGGAGAGGAGCUUUGUCGAGUUUUGGACGAGGAUGGCGGAUGCUAGGGGGAGGAGGAUGAGUGUUGAGACGUGGGUUGAUGAGGUUCCUGCUUUCGAGCUUAAGGGGGAGGGAAUGGAGAGAUUUGAACCUGUGAAGAAUCUCAUGUAUUCGAUUCGAUUUGAGUGA